AUGCCAUUCCACCAUGUGCGGGCGGGCCUGCUCUAUCCAGACAACUACCUGAGCAGCUCCCUGACGGAAGGCAGUGAAGCCUUCCAGCUCAACAGCAUCUCCACAGAGGAGCUGGGAGAGAUCCGUGAGGCAUUUCGUGUUUUGGAUCGAGAUGGGAAUGGUUUCAUCUCCAAACAGGAGCUGGGUAUGGCCAUGCGCUCCCUGGGUUACAUGCCCAGCGAAGUGGAGCUGGCCAUCAUCAUGCAGAGACUGGACAUGGAUGGGGAUGGCCAGGUGGACUUUGAGGAGUUCAUGACGAUACUUGGGCCCAAACUGCUGUCAUCUGACAACAGAGAAGGAUUCCUGGGCAACACUAUCGACAACAUCUUUUGGCAGUUUGACAUGCAGCAGCUGUCUCUGGAUGAGCUGAAGCAGGUGCUGUUCCACGCCUUCCGGGACCACCUGACAAUGAAGGACAUAGAGAACAUCAUCAUCACCGAGGAGGAGAGCCUCAAUGAAACCUCAGGGAACUGCCCUGAGUAUGAGGGAGUCCAUCCUAAGAAGAAGAAUCGACAGACGUGUGUCAGGAAAAGCCUGAUAUGCGCCUUCGCUAUGGCUUUCAUCAUCAGUGUCAUGCUCAUCGCAGCCAAUCAGAUGCUGCGGAACGGCAUGGAGUAA
This is a messenger RNA of Anoplopoma fimbria (sablefish), 657 nucleotides long. RefSeq names its product calneuron 2 (gene caln2). The record is from RefSeq and is a predicted model, not a curated record. Bases 1 to 657 code for a protein of 218 amino acids. Gene Ontology annotation, molecular function: calcium ion binding. The transcript is spliced from 5 exons. Lineage: Eukaryota; Metazoa; Chordata; Actinopteri; Perciformes; Anoplopomatidae.